UUCGAGUCUCCGAACGUUCGCAGUACGCAAGUCGUCUACGUCUCUCAGCGGACAUUCUGGAAUGAUCGCCUUGUAUGUUUUCUGCAAGUUGAACUUUCUACUUGCAUAUGUAUCUGUUGCAUGCUCCGGCGCAACUAGCUGCACUGGAGAAAGUAGACUACAGAUGCGUCGUCGAGUCCCAAAGAAAGAAUCACUAUGUUAGUUUUUCACGGAGAUUUUGGUUCCUUGAUUCAUCGCUAGUUGUUCGCGUCUUAUUGAUUUGAUCAUCACACCAGCCUGCUGCUGCGAUAGUACAUGUGUAGUGUCUGUGGCGGACUCUGACUCAAGCUCUCGUCUUUCGUCAUGGCGGGUAUCUACAGAACAAUUUUCUUAGACCACGUGGCUUCGACCACUGAAGUACCCCUCGGUAACGCGUCGCUCCUGCAUGCAGGUCGUGGUUGUAGCAAGCAGGACGACGACGCCUUUCUCAACAUCUCUAAAACCCGCAGCAUCAAGUGCGGCGGCCAUCAUCAAAUCAAUCUCAAGCAUCUCCAACAUCUGCCAACCGCAACCAGCUUCGCCGCACCAGAUUUUAAUACCGACGAAGAUGGGGAGGAACGAACGAAUGGCCAGCAGAACGGGAUCCCUCUUGACGACGAAGCGAUGCGAGUUCGGCGGGAGCUAUCCAGGAAAAAACACCCAUCCCCAUCCAUUUUUUGCAUGGCAGACACAUGAUUUUAUGCAUGUUUUGCAUCACAAAUUGGAUGGGGAUGGGUGUUUUUUUCUGGAUAGGAGCAGCUUCCGGACGGCCCGCUCGCGUCCCGCCCGGGCCCGGAGGAGGAGAACGCGCUGGGCCACGUGUUCCAGGCGGUGCGGAAGAAGUACCUCGUGAGCGAUCCGGAGACGCUGAGCAAGCGGGGCAGGUUAUCCUGAGUAAAAAUAUCCCCACACCAGAGUCAAGAUGGGGAUUUUGCAACACAACCCUAGAACUUUUGGUGGUCACGCAUCACAAGUUGCAGUCCGUAGUGUAGUGCAGGUUCGCAAGGCCAGCUGCAUCAGAAAUCCAUCUGUUCAUCCUGUUUACAGCAUUACAAAUUCCAAAACCCGACUAAAAAUGCCUCUCCUGGCGAUGCGCAUUACAAAUGUUCCUGUCAUUGCAAAUCUGCAUGACAACUCUGGUAUGGCGGGGACGUUUUUCCUCACAAUACAGGUUCCUCACGGAGGACCCUGACACGGGGAACCGCAUGGAGGUGCCGGAUGGCGAAGACGUGAUUUUCGCGGUGCCAAAACCGGAUAUGGCGAACCCAAACGACCACAACGACGGCGGAGGUGCGGGGGACCACGAAUUCGUCGCCGGAGUGCCCGGGGGCCCGGACAACCAGGACGUGGGAAAGCAGCUGGGCGCCACGAAAACCGCGGACGGCAUGGACGUGCCGGCGGAACGAAAUCCGUACGGGUUAGCGGGCGGAGCAGCCGGCGACGGACAAAUCAUUGCCGAAAAUAAGAAAGGCACGUCGGAGCCGCAGUUCGUCGAAGCGCCGCCGGUGGCGGAAGACGAACCAGAGCAGCAGGAGGAUGCCGAAGAAGAUGUUGCAAGCGACGAUAAUAUGGAAGAACAUCAAGUAGGGGGGACUGAUACUGCUUUAGGGGCGAAUACGACAUCAACUACAACAGGGCAACAAGCAGGCAAAGAUGGUGGCGCUGAAGCUUUAGGAACUGCACAAAAUAAAUCAUCCAGUGAUUCAUCCUCCUUUCUGUACUCCUCCUCCUCGGCGGAAAGCAAAAGUUUGUUUGGAGCGGAAGACGAGAGCUACGAAGAAGAUCAUGACGAACUACUCGUCAGAGGCAGAGCAGGACUUCGUCUUGGGGAUGAUGAUGAUGAAAAAUAUGGUGCUGUUGACAACGACGACCCAGAGGACAUCGGUGAACUACGAGAAUUUUCAUCCCCAGAAGCGGAUGAAGAUGUAGAUGAACUACGGGAAAUUGACGCUGCGGUGCGCAUGCGAGAGAUGGUCACUGGCGAUGAAACGUCUACUUUGUUGUCAUCACUACCUGCUGCAUCUUCUUCGGCAACUGCUUCAACUUCUGUCCCGAGAUCAUCAUUAUUUCCGAAGAAAGCCGUGUUCUUCACAGAACUCGGUCGGGAGAACUACUACGAGAAGGAAAUUUUCAACGUAGCGAAGAAAUGUAAAAGAGCACGGCGGCCGGACGAUAAGAUUGCAGUGCAUGAUGAUGAUCUUCGAAAGAAUCCCACUACUUGUCAGAAGUCGACUACACGAGGACACUUUGUUCAUCACUUUGUGACAAGUUUCCUCGCCGGUGGCUCGAAGUGGGUGACCGCGAAAGCGUCCCCCGAAACCGCGAAGUCGGUAUCAAACUCGAUGUCCAAGUUUGGGAACGAUACCCUGUGGGAGGCCAACGAGCGGCGGCGCCAGACCUGCGAGGACGGGGCGCCGACGGUGUACAUGCCGUUCUUCAAAAUCCCCUUUGGCUACAGCAAGCGCGGGUUUCGCGACGGGCAUUACUUUGACCGGGGAAGGAAGCGCUUCAACGGGGUUUUGCGGUACGGCGACGGCUAUCAAAUGCAAAUAAAAUGUCUGGGCCUAGAAGAAUGCAACUUGUCAUGCUAAAUCUGAAGCAUGCAAAAAUCUGUGUUGCAUGAUCACCAAAAGUCGUCCAGUUUUGACCAAGUCGGGAGGGAGUUUCUCAUGCAGGACAGGCAUGAGAGAGAUCGCACAGAAUCUGUCAUGCUAGGUCCUGCAUUCCAGACCUCAUGGGUCAUGAAAAAGCUGCAUGACAAAUCGCGCACUCUUCCAGACCCAGACACUUUUGCAAUCCAUAACGGCUACGGCUGUCCCGCGCCGAAGCCGAAGCAAGCGAAAAAAGUGCCUGGAUGGGUUCUGCACGAGAUCGCGCAGGAUUUUUUCAUGACAUAAACUAACAUCAACUUGCUUCUUGCAGCCACUACGUAGUAGGAUUUAGUACUUGUGGCCCCCGGACCCGCUUCUGCGCCGAAGUCGUGCAGCCGUGAGCCAGAAGAUUUUGAGAGGAAAGGAGGCUACACUUGAAACUGUUGAUAGCCGUGUAGGGAGUACAAGGCUUCGUAGCUGUCUUUUGGGAGGACAACGAUUUUAUUCCUGCAUCGAUUGCGCGAGGAGCGCUAGCUAAAAACCUAAAAGUAACAAACAACAAUGAGUAGUUUGGACCAGCGGGGGCGAACACCGG
Messenger RNA from Amoebophrya sp. A120, 3204 nucleotides. The record is from the annotation of a GenBank genome assembly. NCBI's taxonomy places the organism in Eukaryota, Dinophyceae, Syndiniales, Amoebophryaceae.